Botrytis cinerea B05.10 is the source of this 3060-nucleotide messenger RNA. RefSeq lists its product as hypothetical. The record is from RefSeq and is a predicted model, not a curated record. Lineage: Eukaryota; Fungi; Ascomycota; Leotiomycetes; Helotiales; Sclerotiniaceae. Gene Ontology annotation, molecular function: 5'-flap endonuclease activity. The coding region runs from base 733 to 2694 and encodes 653 amino acids. The transcript has 2 exons.
GAUUCAAACCAAUGUUACGCUGUCGCAAAAACCAAUCCUACUCAUUUGUGAAAACCAACUGAAGUUCUGACUUGACAUUCGUAUUAAUUGAAGUUUGAGCUAUUCAAAGACGGGCGACCUCGAAUCCCACUUACAUACCCCAUCGAGCUAGCUCAUCCACCCCACCAUCUCCCUGUGCACAUCUCUUUCUCUCCAAAUCCCACAAUGGGCAUUCCUGGGUAAGUUUUUGUUUGCUUCUUACCGGUCACAAUACAUGCAUCACUAACACACCAUGCAUGAAUCAGACUCUGGGAUUUCAUCGCCGACUGCAAAGAAAUUGUUGAUCUUGGCGAAUUCGCAACCCAACAUUUCGAGCUACACAAAAGACCUUUGAGAAUAGCUGUUGAUGAGGCAACUUGGAGACAUAAGUUGUGUAUCAGUAACAAGGCGAAACUUUGUAAAGAAUACUCCAAUCUCCAUCUCAACGAACGAAACCUCGUAUCUGUCGUUCUACGGCUCUUGAAACUAAACAUCCAGCUGGUCUUCGUAGCAGAUGGUCCUCAUAAGCCUCAUGAGAAAUAUGGCGCCAAGGGAGCGGGAGUGUGGAAGUAUAAAAACGAAGUUUUGCAAAAUUGUUUGGGGCUUUUGGGAGUGAGGUGGCAUGAGGCGCCUGGGGAGGCAGAAGCAGAAUGUGCGGUGUUGCAGGGGAGAGGGGUGGUGGAUUGUGUUUGGACGGAGGAUGGUGAUGCGUUGAUGUUUGGGUGUGGGGUUUUGAUGAGGUUUUGUUAUGGGGAUGCGGAGGAGGGAGGGAAUGGAGAGAAGAGGGAAAGGGGGAAAGGUGGUGGUGGUGGUGGUGGGUGGACGGUAAAGAGGAGUGGGAUGAAAGAUUUGGAUAAGGUAGUGCUUUAUAGAGCGAGCACUAUUCAAAGUAAACAUCCAGGAUUUGAUAGGGAGGGCUGGCUACUUUUUGUGUUGUUGAGGGGAGGGGACUAUGGGAAGGGAUUGCAUGGUUGUGGGAUAUGGAAGGCAAGUAAGGUUGUUGAACUGGGAUUUGCAAAGGAACUUUGUGAGGCGAUGAAAACAUCCGAGGAUCUUGAGAUUUGGAGAACCAAACUACGGAAACAUUUUGUGGGUUCGAAUACAGGAGUUAGCGUUCCUUGGGAUUUUCCGGAGAAAAGAAUCUUAGGUCUCUAUCAGUCACCUAGUGUUUCUUCUGUUGAAAGACUAGAAAAAUUGGAGGAGAAUGUGUGGAGUGGGAGGAUCGAUGAGGAAAAAUUACAGCCUUUCUUGCUGGAAAAGUUUGAUUGGGGGAUCGAUAAAUAUCUCGACUAUAUCGUCCCGAUCAUUCUCGCACAGUCUCUAGCUUCCUUUGACCGGAAUGGGGAAUCGGGCAUUGAAGAGUAUAAUCUCACAUAUAUGGAGUCUGGAUUAAUAUGUAACGUGUGGUUUUCACUGUACGCUGUGACAUCUCUAGGAAAAGAGUGGAUGGAUAGAUGCGUGGAGGAAUUAAACAAAAAGCGCCCGAAGAAAUGGAAACGCUAUGAAAUACCAUGGGGAAAUGGACCGAUGGGAGAGGGUAGGGGGUUAUUAACAUGUGUUGUCAAGCAUGCGAUGGAACCAGAGACUUCUCCAGUACUUGAUACUGAACCCGAAUUUGAACAAUCCAUUUCCAAAAACAGAAGACGAUCUUUUUCACCACACAAAAUGGUUCUUGAAGACAGGACACGAAUAAAAAAACCUCGAGUUUCGAUCUCGCCUCCACCGACACCCAAAUCUCAUGAUCGGUUUGUAGUUGCGAAAGAAGAGAUCUCGUUUGAUAUCUCUUGGUAUGAAAAUUCAGACGAUGAUUUAUUCGUUGAAUCUACAGAGAACGUAUUAAAGCCGUCGAGACCACCACAGCCCAACUCAUCAUCCAUUGUAUUUGACGAUCAAGAAACACAGCAGGUCUGUAAUGCAAGGCCCAAGAUACAAUUAGAUUCUUCCAAACCUCUCAAAUCAACUGGAAACCCCGUGUACAGGAUUACAUCACCAUCACACACACGAUAUAAACCCCAGCCAACUCCCCAUCCUCCAACAAAUCUUCUCUCCAACCCCAAUGCCAAACACAACGCUAUACCUACACCUCUUCCCCCCUGGCCUCACAUCACACCCACAAACGAAGAAUACUCAAGCACAUACCACAUCGCCAUGGACGAACCGUUAGACUCAGAUAUAGAUUCCGAAUUUGAAUUCGAAUUCCCAGACCUUUCAUCUCCUCGAAUCAAAAUUCCGAAUCCUCGUCCCGUCAACUGCCAACCCUCGCACCUACACUCUCAAUCUCCUCCUGACCACAUCAUCUCGAAUCCGCAACCGACUCUCCACCCCCUUUCCACCAAUAUCCACAACGACUUCCCAAACGACUCAUUCCCAUUCGCCUUCGCCAUCGCCAUGGACGAACCCCUCGACCUCGAUCUCGAUCUCGAUUCCUCACCCUCACCCUCGCCCUCAUCCCAUCAACCUCUAGAUCCACCUCCACCUCCACCUCCACCUCCACCUCCACCUCCACACCCUAAAACAACAUCUCCCAUCCCUCCCUCCCCUCCAAAUCCCCACCCCAACAUCCUCCUCUACCCCUCUCACCCCACAGGUCCCUAUCAAGAACUCGAUCUUUCACUUUUUUUCUCCUCUUCCUCUUCCUUUUCCUCUUCCUCUUCGCCUUCGCUUUCUCAAUCAUAACCCCCACUUCACUCCUAUCUAACUCUACAUCAAAUACAUCAAAAAUCGAUUUUUAACCUCAAUCUCAAUCUCAAUCUCAAUCUCCCCCUCCAAAUCCUCACACUCACACUCGCAAUCACAAAUGAAAACAGAACCAGAACCAGAAUCAGGAUCAAAAAUUGUUUUUUUCUGAAAUCUUUUCUUCCAGAUCUUUUUCGAUUAUGGGAUUGGUUUAUUCUUGAUUACUUGGAUGAUUGAUCGAUCGAUCGAUUAAUUAGAUGAUGGGGCGUUAGGUGUUUAUUAGUGUUGGAUACUAGGUGUUGGAUAUUGGGUAUUGAAUAUUAGAUAUUAAAUGUUAGACAUUAGCGAGAUAAUAUAUAUUAUACA